AUGUGUGGUAGUGUCCAGAGGAACAGGAAGGUGGUUGAUUACUCCCAGUUUCAGGAAUCAGAUGAUGCUGAUGAAGAUUAUGGAAGAGAUUCAGGUCCCCCAUCGAAGAAAAUCCGUUCGUCUCCCCGGGAGGCUAAAAAUAAGAGGCGAUCUGGGAAGAAUUCUCAGGAGGACAGUGAGGAUUCAGAAGAAAAAGAUGUGAAGACUAAAAAAGACGAUUCACACUCAGCAGAUGAAGAUUUUGGCAGUGAAGAUGAUGACUUGGGAGCAGAUGAUGGCAAAGCUGACAGUGACUAUGAGAGCUCUCAAAAAAGCAAAAAAGGAAAAAAGGCUAAACCAGAAAAGAAUAAGAGAGCAGCCUCCAAAUCCAGGAAAAGGCCUGCAGAGGACAGUGAGGACGAGAAAGAAGACCACAAAAACGUGCGUCAGCAACGACAGGCAGCAUCCAAAGCAGCUUCUAAACAACGAGAGAUGCUUAUGGAUGAUGUGGGUAGUGAGGAGGAAGAACAAGAGGAUGAUGAGGCACAGUUCCAGGAGAAUUCAGGAAGUGAUGAAGACUUCCUCAUGGAAGAUGAUGAUGAUAGUGAUUAUGGCAGUUCAAAAAAGAAAAAUAAAAAGGUCUCUAAGAAAUCCAAGCCAGAGAGGAAAGAAAAGAAAAUGCCUAAGCCCAGGCUAAAGGCUACAGUGACCCCCAGUCCAGUGAAAGGCAAAGGGAAGGCGGGCCGCCCCACAGCUUCCAAGGCCACAAAAGAAAAGACCCCAUCCCCCAAAGAAGAAGAUGAAGAGCCUGAAAGUCCCCCAGAAAAGAAAAAAUCAUCCAGCCCUCCACCAGAGAAGUCAGGGGAUGAGGGAUCUGAAGAUGAAGCACCCUCUGGUGAAGAUUAAAUGGCAGUUGAGGAAAUCUUUGUUUAAAAAAAAAAAAAGGAAAAAAAGAAAAAGGAAAAGAAAACAUACUUAGGGGUAGAACACGGUUUUGGCUGUGGCUUGACUCAUGGGCUUUGAAUGCUGUCUUUACUUUCAGCUGUUUAAUACAGUGUAUCCUUUUUUUAAUAAGAGGAAACCCUUAUACAGUAAUAUUUUGAAGUCAAUGUUCUCUGUUGGCCAUUCCGUUCUCCCUCCCCCAACAAAUCUGAAAGCCAUUUGAGACAAAUUAACAGACCAUUUAAAUAUAUAUUUUUUUCAAGGGAUACUGCAGUUGCGAAGCAAUAAGGUUUGAGACUGAUACGUGGAAACCAUACUUACAAAUCGUUAAGUAGAAUAGAUUUCCCAGUGCUGGUAAGAGUUCUUUAAGACUAUUAUUCUGUAUUUGAAUAUGUGGAAAAAA
Charadrius vociferus (killdeer) is the source of this 1324-nucleotide messenger RNA. It is a transcript of the gene NUCKS1, whose product is annotated as nuclear casein kinase and cyclin-dependent kinase substrate 1. The transcript is spliced from 8 exons. Gene Ontology annotation, cellular component: cytoplasm. Lineage: Eukaryota; Metazoa; Chordata; Aves; Charadriiformes; Charadriidae. The record is from RefSeq and is a predicted model, not a curated record. Gene Ontology annotation, molecular function: double-stranded DNA binding; single-stranded DNA binding. Bases 1 to 885 code for a protein of 294 amino acids. Gene Ontology annotation, biological process: double-strand break repair via homologous recombination; interstrand cross-link repair.